This is a messenger RNA of Fomitiporia mediterranea MF3/22, 5525 nucleotides long. RefSeq lists its product as uncharacterized. Lineage: Eukaryota; Fungi; Basidiomycota; Agaricomycetes; Hymenochaetales; Hymenochaetaceae. The record is from RefSeq and is a predicted model, not a curated record. Bases 1 to 5199 code for a protein of 1732 amino acids. The transcript has 20 exons.
AUGCACACAGUUAAAUACAUCAUCUUCUCGUUCCAGCCUCCAAUAUUCAUGAGAAUCAUUCAUUGGGCGGUAAAUGGCUAUGCAAGAAUUAAACUUAGCAAGCUCCGGUACAGAAGUCGGGAAGCUAACGAGAAGUUGCUGUCGGUUUUGCGCAUUGCUGACCCGGCAGUUCAUGGGCACAAGAAGAGAAUAGAGAGCGAGACACCUCAGGAGACCGCUAAGUGCCCUUCAGGGAUUGAUUAUGGCUUUGUAAUUUCACCAGACGCCGGAUUCAUUGCGGUACAGCUGCUGGAGCUCGCGUGGGAAGCAUUAGGUUUAGAUGACUUGCUGCGGCCGAGCACCGAGGAGCAGAAGGAAGUACGCUUAAUGUUUGGUUUUACUGUACACCAGACGCCUUCCCGCAUGCGUGAUGAAGACGAGACGAAGGCACGGUUGCCCUUCGCACCUCACAUUAUUAUAUGCAUACAAGUACUGGCGUGGAAGCUCUGCACACUAGGCACCGGGUUCAGCUUCGCGCCUUGGGCUAGCUUCGCAUCUUCUCAACUGCACCUUCUGGGGCUGUGGUUUCUCACUGAGUUGGAAAUGGAAUUACUCAGACCACGCGAUGCUACCGGCGCUAUCAUGAGGACCUGCAUUGUAAAGCUGAGCGGAAGAAUUCGGAGUUACUGUACGGAAAUGAAACGCCAAGCGGCAGGAGAAUCGGAAAUGUUAGCUCAUGCUCUGCUAGGAUAUGGCAAAGAUAGACUCUUCGCCGGGGUUUUCCUUCACUUCGCGGCCAUCCAUUUCGUACACCCGCAUUCCAAGGCCAAAGACGUUUCGGAGUCAAAGGACAGUACACUUCCUCCGAUUCUGUGCAAUGUUUUCCUGCCCGGAUGCCGCGGAGUAUAUCACUUCUGCUGCACACUUUUGAUUCCGACUUUUGCUAUGGGGUGCGAUCUUAGAGAACAGCGGAAACGAGGUCAAUAUAUUAUAAGGAGGAGUGGGUACAUGUCCGCGUAUGAAUGCACACGAGUAUCGAUGAAUACUGGGGGUUCAGAUUUCGACGGCGGCAAUAUUGAUUGCAAAAUGGAUGUCUGUGCCUCGGUAGUUGGAGGGUUGACGAUUGGGAGCAAGAAACUUCCAUCGCGUUCGACUUGCUUCCUCGUCGGACAGAACGUCGAUCUGAUCCCGCUGCUUGAUGUUCCAUUGCUUAUAUGCGCUAAAUUCGCCCAGUUGUCAUGUUUUCCGGAUGAAAGCCAGCUCAGCAAUUCAAUUGUCAUUUUGCAAUUUGGAUUGCGCCGAUGCGCGCUGACUCGACUGGUCCUUGGCUGGCCAGUGUUCUGUUCCUUAAGAGCGUUCUCUUCGGGGCUGUCGGUCACGAAGGCAGAUGAUCUGAAACAGGCUCAGAUACAGAAGUUGGGCUGUGCCGCGCCGCAACAAAGGCAGAGGCAUACCUCCGCAGAGACGUUCUUCUGGAUCGUGGUUGAUAUCGAAGGGAUGGGAUGGAUCGAUUGUGGUGUCCUUGCACGCGAUCCCAUUGGGUUGGAACGCCUUUUUGACGACCGGAUACCCUCCACACUGGGGGCAGGCGUCAGUAUCCUUGUCUCCCUCGGACAGCAUCACCCGGCCGCUAACGCGGCACAGUGCAUGACCCCGUCCGAGUCCAAGUCGCUCAAGUCCAUUACCACAUCGGCGGGCAAGACCCGCCCGUCGACGUCGCGGAGUCAGGGAUCCUCAGGCGCAAGUUCAGGAGGCAGAGACUCAGCGGGUGUCAGCCCGACCCGAUCAGCACUUGCAAAACCGGCAGCUGGCGAGCCAGCGUCAGGACCAUCAAUUCCGACAACAGCACACAGACAGACACCCCCGCGGAGUCGGACAAGGGCCCGAACAAGUUUUUCGAGGCAGACGCCCACACCCACGCCCUCGUUGAUGUCGUCCGCGCAGACUGUGACGAGCACGGCUUCGGCAACCGGGAGCGGCUUGGGACUUGCCUCCUCGGAUGCAUAUCGCUAUGCAGCCAGCACACUUUACCUUCCUGAACGGACGGCGCCGGGCUCGGCACGGAGGGAGACACUGAUUGUGAAUGCUACUGCAAAUGCGAACGCGAAUGCAAUUGGGAAUAUUAAUAUUAAUACCGAUGUAACUUCCAGCUCGGGCACGACCACGAGCGCAAACACAGUUUCAGCCCCGCAUGUUUCCGGGAGCCGCUUUAUGGACGAUCGACAAGGACGCAGGCUGUCGCAGAUGCAUCCGCAGACACGCGCAGACGAGGCGUACCAAUCGCAUUCUCAUGCGCAGGCGCGUUCGACUUCAUUUGCGCAAUCGCAGUCAUAUUGGAGAAUGCGGAUCGCCGAGACUCCCAUUGACACUAAUAGCACAGCGACGACGGAACCAGAAGUGGCCCUGCGAUCGCCGUCCUACUCAGAGUACUCUGGUUCUGGCUAUGUCCCGGCUCCGGCUUCUGGCUUUAGCAAUCCUGCCGGUUUCGCUCCGGGCCGUGACUCUCCGCCGGACCAGAGUCACGUGGAGUACUAUCAUCCAGACGCGUUCGUCCCCGGUUCUGCUUCCGCAUCUGGUGCCGCGUCCGAACCGUCCGUGUUCCGCCCUCCGAGUCUGGCUUCAUACACACUCACACAUCCCGCCGCCGCCGCCGCUCAGGCGAGCUCCCAGCGAGACUCAGCGUUCGCGUCUUCGUCGUCAUCGUCGUCAACAGGAUGGUAUGCAGCGUCUGACGCGUAUCGUGUUUUUGAGACAAACGCUCAGACUGUCUCAGCAACAGAAGUGUCACCAACGGCUUCAGUAGAAAAUAAUACGGACACUACUAGCAUAUCCCACCCGUUCACACAUGCGUCGCUGUCCCUCCCGGGAGCAUCACCGACGCAUUCGCAAGCGUCGGAAAGUACAGGCGGCGCAACGUCAUCAUCGUGGGCGCCUAUACCUCCCGCGACGGCGGAAUUACACAAAAGCGCACCGCACCCAUCUGCAACGGUCUCGUUUAUGGACAAGGUUCUGUCGACCGCUGCGGCGUCGGGUCCUAGCCUAACGCGAUUUGCGCCGGCAUCGUCGUCUUCGCUGCAUCUGGCGUCGUUCGCGGCUUCUGGCUCGAGCAUCACGUCCACCACCACUCCCACGUCUGCCACUCCUGCAGCGGCGGCGGCAGCUUCUCGCGUUCCUGAACCUGCGACUCCGUUCACCCUCCUUCCCUAUGGAGCGCUGUCCCCUAUAUCCCCGUCUGGAGCAUCUGGGAUUGCUGCAGAAUCGGAGACAUCUCAUCCAAGAUUUGUUGCUGGCCGCCCUCAAUCGUCGGUUGCAGUUGCAAGGACGAGUGUGCCAUUGUCAUCAACAGGAUCUGUGCGACGCUAUUCGAAUCUAUCGCCUCCGUACGGACCGCAGGCGCAGUCACCGUCUUCUUCUCGUUUAGCACAUUCCGAUACUGCUCCCGAGCAUGAGAGACGACACGCUGAGCCUGUUCCGCUUCAGAUUUCACUCCAGGACAGUGAUCCAAUAGGACAGGCAUCGACUAAUAUGACUGGAGCUGAAGCCAGGGCUAGUUCCAGCUCGAGCUCGAGCGGGAUGACAUCCGGCCUAUCCGGCCCUGGGACAGCGAACUAUCGUGCCAUUAGUACAAAUACCAGCUCAUAUUCUGGUGCGUUUGGUAUCGGUUCUGAGCCCGAGCCAGGGCCUUCGUCGUUGGCAGCACAUUCAAGAGCGCAGCCGUUUGUUCCUGUCUCUAUCACCUCGGCAGAACCUUACGAGUACCCGCUCGCUUCCCCUCCGUCAGGAGGCCCUGCCCCUGCAUCGGCGUCUACGUCUACCUCCGCCCCUGCACCGGCAAGCAGCAGCGGUCAGAGUACGCGGAAGCGGAAUCACGCAUGCUGGAUGUGCCACAAAAGCUUCGAUAGGCCAAGUACCCUACGCAAGCACCUCCUGGUACACACGGGCGAAAAAGCCUCCGGGCCGUUGCUUGGCGGGGGUGUCGUUCUGUGGCGCCGCCUUCGUGGAUCGCCCAAAGAAGUCCCGAGUAUCACAAACACUGACGCUCCGUUUUUGAUCUUCGUGCAUUUCAUUUCCGACAUGCUUAUUUUCCAAAACUGGCCCGUCCGUGCCCACGCCGUCUCUCCGAUGUCUCGCCCUGGCGACUCCGCAUCCGGAAUGAAUCGCAUCUGCACCAAUCAUAUGAACAACGGAAUGCGCCUUCGGCAUUUUACGUGCUCCUUCCCUCCCCUGCCUGAUGCUCAAUUGCACGAUGUAUGCGCUUGCAAUCCACAUAACUUAUCCAUUGUUGCCGUUGCAAUCGGGAUUCCUUUGAUGCUGAAUGCCGACUGCGCCGCGUCCACCUCUUCAGAACCUGCUACUUCUGCGAGUACUUUAGCAACCCUCGAGGAAGGCGACAAUAUGGCACGCGAACAGACGAACCCUGAUGUACGCCGUUCUGAGCGCGAACGGGAUGGACGUGAGGUACGCGAUGAUGAACAAUCGCCACCUGCACCAGUCACACCUACUACAUCGGAGACUUCGGCCCACACGACUAGAGGCCGUAGACGCAGACGGUCCACUGUCGAAACUCCACUCAGUGUGCAAGAAAUGCAUGGUUCAAUCCCUCCAGAUUCCGGUGCCUCCACAUCACAACAAUCAUCAUAUCCUCUCCGCCCAGCCUUUGGUGGCAAUGGGCAAGAUUCGGGUGAAGUCGCCGUUGCGACUGCUAGUUCCAGCACUGGUAAUACAGAAGGCGAGCGUCGUCCGAAACGUCGUCGCCGUGCUCCUUCGCCGAGUCGCUGGGUACCCCCAUCACUGCGGACAUUCUCGUUGUCUCCGGUCCGUCAUCGUACAUCGACACCGCUUCCUCCCGUGUCGCCCGGGUACGACGCAGCAACGGGUACUUACGAAGAACGUGACUCAUACGCAACUAUCCCGGACGAGAAUGUCGAUCCUGCUAGCGGCGAAGCAGGUGGCGAGUCCUCUUCGUCUUCAGGUGGAAACGUGGCACAGCGCAGCCGCGCAGAACGUCUACAUAAUUUUGAAUACGCACCAUACCAUCCGUGUGGUUGGACGGGACGUUUACCUGGACCUGCCGUCGUCGGGUCAGACUUGACGAACUAUACGAAACCUUCUUAUGGUAGCGGUGCUUCUGGUUCGGGAGCCGGUUCGGGACGGUAUGGAGGGAACUUGGGUGGCGGACUAAGCUUUAUGUUUGAGUAUAAUUUGGCUGCCGCUGGAUGAGGAUAGUGAUCUGUGUUAAUAAUAAGCGACGGCACCUUCUUGUGUUUUUCCGCGGUGGAGGUGAUAGGAUUAGGCUUCGGAUGGGAUAGGAUAGGGUAUUUAUCGUGUUGGCUGAAAUGGGCACUAGGGCAUCUGGGAAUGUCCUUACUUCUCUUGCCUUCUCCGACUCCAAUAUCGCUCCACAUUUCUUCUUGGUUACUCGAUUCACCGAUCUACACCUACAUACACAUGUCUGCCGUAUCGUAGCACGUCUUUACCUUAGCAUAUAUAUCUAUGUAGUACAUAAUUUGGGCAUGGAAACAGUCUCAGGUCUGGCUGAGGCGAAU